AUGGGUCGUUCUCCGAGUCCAACUUUGGAAGAAAACAAAGCUUUUGUUAGAGGAUUAACUGAAGAUGUGGACGAGAGCAUGAUUACCAGUUAUUUUUCAAAAUAUGGAAGAGUUACCGAAGUUUAUUUAGCUCGAGAUUUUGAAACAAAACUGCCCAGAGGCUUUGCCUUUGUGACUUUUGAAAAUAGUAAGGAUUGUGAAAAUGCCUGUAAAACGCUGAAUGGAAAGGUAAAUUAA
Messenger RNA from Helobdella robusta, 237 nucleotides. RefSeq lists its product as hypothetical. Gene Ontology annotation, biological process: positive regulation of mRNA splicing, via spliceosome. Gene Ontology annotation, molecular function: RNA binding. Bases 1 to 237 code for a protein of 78 amino acids. The transcript has 2 exons. Lineage: Eukaryota; Metazoa; Annelida; Clitellata; Rhynchobdellida; Glossiphoniidae. Gene Ontology annotation, cellular component: spliceosomal complex. The record is from RefSeq and is a predicted model, not a curated record.